AUGUUUGCAUCCGCGGAUGCCACGGAUGCAAUCUGUGUGCAAAACGGACCGAAGUUGAAACUCGAAGGGUGGAGACCGAUGGAAGAGUAUACAGAGGAGGGAGAGAGUGAGGACGAGGGUGAGGUCACGGAAGAGGGAAACGAGGAGGAGAAAUUGAGAAAGAGAGAAGACGACGAGAAAGAAGGAGACGCAUGGAGCAAAGGGGAAGGUAAACUGGAGAUGGAGAAGGAUUGGCGAAAGAGAAUGAUAGCAGAACGGAGCAAAAGGUUAGGUCAUAUUGCGGAUAGGCAAAGUAAGUAUCUACCUCGUCGAAACGUCGGUGUAAGACCACUUAGGGCAAGGGUUCGUCUCUUUGGGAAAGCUUAUGGCGGGCCCUCAAAGUGGCCAUUACGAGUCGAUGGUUGGUCCAUGGAU
Molecule: messenger RNA, 414 nt
Organism: Heterotrigona itama
Lineage: Eukaryota; Metazoa; Arthropoda; Insecta; Hymenoptera; Apidae
Source: the annotation of a GenBank genome assembly